CGCGACCUUGCCGCCGCCGCGGUGUCGCGAGUUGCGUCGGCUACGCGCGCGGGCGCGAGGCACUUUCUUGCCGCGACAGCGUGCCGCAUUGUUUGCUGCCGCAGCGGCCCGACCUGAAGGCAGUCGGGAGCGCCAGGCUUCGUCACCGUUGAAAAAGAGCGCGCUUGGCCUGUCGCGUUGGUACGGCGACCUCCACGUCAUGCUGAGUGGACCAAUGCAGAACGCCCUUCGCCGAGCGCUGAGGCCCUCGCUGUCCGCGGCCAACCGCUGCACGUCGGCGCGCAAUGCUUCGCAGGGAGCGUCGGACAGCGACCUCCCGAGGGUGCUCAUCACAGGCAGCUUAGGACAGCUCGGAACGGGAUUGGCUCGACUAUUAAGGAAGAAGUACGGAAAAGAAAACGUCAUCAUGUCCGACAUCGUUCGGCCUCCCAAGAGCAUCCUCGCGGAAGGCCCGUACGUGUACGCGGACAUCCUGGACUUCAAGAACCUGCAGGAGCUCGUGGUCAACGAGCGCGUCGACUGGCUCAUCCACUUCAGCGCCCUGCUGUCGGCCAUCGGCGAGCGCAACGUGCCGCUGGCCAUGCGCGUCAACGUCGAAGGCGUGCACAACGUCAUGGAGCUGAGCAAGCAGUACCGGCUGCGCCUGUUCGUGCCCAGCACCAUCGGGGCGUUCGGCCCGGACUCGCCGCGCAGCCCGACGCCGGACCUGUGCGUGCAGCGGCCGAGGACCAUCUACGGAGUGUCCAAGGUCCACGCGGAACUGCUGGGAGAGUACUACCACCACAAAUUCGGCCUGGAUUUCCGGUGUCUUCGGUUUCCGGGUGUCAUCUCGUACGACAGUGAGCCCGGAGGCGGGACCACAGACUAUGCGGUGCAAGUGUUCCAUGACGCCCUCAAGCACGGAAAGUUCACCUGCUACCUGAGGCCUGACACACGCCUCCCAAUGAUCUACAUAACGGACUGCUUGCGUGCUCUCAUGGAGAUGAUGGAGGCACCCUCCGAGAGCCUCAAGCUUCGCACCUACAAUGUGACGGCUAUGGACUUCACGCCCAAGGAGCUGUUCCAGGAAGUUCGCAAGCUGGUGCCCGAGCUCGAGGUUGAGUACAAGCCCGAUGGGCGGCAAGCAAUCGCUGACUCCUGGCCGCAGGUGUUCGAUGACAGCAAUGCGCGCCGGGACUGGGGCUGGAAGCCCACCUACGAUUUGGCUCAGAUGUGCAAAGUUAUGGUGGACAAUCUCCGAACCGUCUAUCAGCGCUGAUCUAGGAGACCAGCUUAGGAAAAAUAGCCAUCUUGUUUCUUCUGGAAACAGCGAAUGCCAAGAAAAAAGAAAGGAGGCUGCAAGUUCUGGGCAUGCGCUGUUUCCCUCACGACUCGCACGCGUCAUCCGUCCACCACUGUCGUCAGCAUCAAAGUGCAAUCAUGAUUGGCUGCAAACUGGGUCCUUAAUUCAACACAGUGCUUUAACAAAGGCAGCUUGAACACCUAGACCUGACCUGAAACACUCCCUUCAUUACCAUUUUGAUGCUUCAAGCACACGCCUGUAGCCAACUUCUAGUAACCGCGGGUCAAAUUCACUGUUCAUCUCAGCACUUCUUUGCAAUGCAACUGAAGCAGUGAGCUUGGCCAUUGGAUUUCAGACAAGAGAAAUCGUAACCGUGCACUACUCCACCAACUUCAUGGUUCUUCCUGUGAAUGUGUGGGCAUGAUAAACAAAACCCUGACAAAGGCCUCCGAUGCUGUUAAAAAGUUCGAGCAUUAUGAUGAAACCUCAAGAACAUCUGCUUCUCUGUGCUCCAUGUUUUAGUACCCAUUGAUUGCAUUGCAUGGCUUUUUUGCCUUCUCACUAAUUCACAUUAGAUAUGCAGUAACCAAACGGUGUUUGGCAAUGUCUGCUGGAACACAAGUAGCAAAAGGAUAGAAAGCAGAAAGCAAGAAAACAGAUGACAAGUGUUUACAUGAAGGUGGAAGUGAUCAACAUAGUGGAGCGAGGGAUGUCUCAGAUCAGAGCCAACGUUUUGACGAGACUAGUUUUUGCCAGCGCCCCUAUGAUGGCAAGUCCCUUUGUCAAACGUUGGCUCCAGCCCAAGACACCCCUUGCUCAACCACUGUUGAUGUAACUUCACGAGUGCAACACACCUAUUGCCUUCUUUCCUAGCCUCACUUUGUCAUGUGCUACUGCUGCAUCCCCUACUGAAAGUUGUAUGCAUUUUGGCCAUCGCAGCUUGUGACCUCAUGGCUAACCUGAAACCUAGAGCAGUUGCUUUUCUGUCGCGAUCAGGAAACAGGUGCUGACAAGCCGAAUGUUUCACACUUCUCUCGUGAUGCAAAAACUGUGAAAGAGCAAUGAGCUUUCUCAUUCAGCAGUUUGCGAUUGCCAUGUUACCUUUGCAAGAAAAAAGGAAAUGUGGCUUUUUGUAGAAGUGUGUGCCUUAAAAACGUCUUUCAUUGUGUGACAUCUGUCAAGUUACAAGUGUUGACUGUGUUUACCUUACAGGCAAUUUAAAAGCUUAAGCUAUGAGGUAACUGAACUAUAAAAAAAGUUCUCCUUGUAGACAUUACAUAGAGUUGAUAUAAGCGUAUAGGAGCAGAUAUUUAUUCAAAUGAACAUACCCUCACUGCUGUGAUGGGCAAAAUUUUGUUCAUAUUGUCAGCGGCAACUAAACAUAGCAGCACAUUUGGUGAGCAGCAACUAUCAGUGCAUAGUUCAAACAAUUUUUCAGCACUCAAACUUGUAAAUGAGGACAGCUUUGUGUGCGCAUGUUUGUUCAACGUGAACUUUUCGAAGAGAUGUAUUUCUGCCUUUGUACAGAGCAAUGUAGUGCGUCGGUUAGAAUUGUUGUUCGAGUAUUUACAGGCUCUUGUAAUUCAAGACAUUCAGCAAAUGCAUGAGCUGUUAACUCUAUCUUUUUAGUUACGAGUAGAUUUAAAGAGUGCUUUUUUUAGAUGCUUCUUACCCAUUAUGUACAAGGAGCUUUUCAAUGGCUGUAUUUUGUGACGAUUCCUUUCCUUAACAUGUUCGCUGUGGCAGCAUUUUUCUUUUUUUGAAGUCCCGAUUGGAUAUAUAGAUCAUUUGCACAAGCCUACUAUUACCACUAAAUGAGCAAGGCGACAUGUUUCGGUGGCCACAGCCCACCGGUUGCGCUCGCGGCCAAUAACAUAGAAUGUCACAUGCUGGAAGCACAAAGUUGCCCAAAUGUUAUUUGACCGAAACUUGCGUUCACACAUUGUAGAACUGCUAUAUGAAGUACUUUCUGCAAAGAACACGUCACAGAUCACAAACAACUUCACUGCGAGGCAUGACACGAUGUGUAGUGAUAACUAAGUGCUUUGUAGUAUGUUGUACUGCAUUGCACACUGAACUAAAUGAACUGCUCAUUGAGGCGGCACUCUUGAAAUAUCGCAAAUCAUGUGAAAAAAAGUAAUAAUUGAACAGCUUUUCAGUUAACCUGACACAGCACAAUCCUGUUUCAGCACUUUCAAUCAGUGGGCCUCUAACACGCCUGCCGAUCGUAGUUGACCAUCCUCGUGCGACGCAGUUCACAGAACAGGCUGUAGGGUUUUUAGGAUAGCAUGCUAGGUGCAGUGCUGAAAAGCUGCAGAAUGCAAAUGCUAAAACACUUCUCAUUGUACAUCAGGUCAUGUCUUGCUAGAGACUCGCAUCCCUUGUACUUAAGAGCAACAGACUCAGACAUAAAAUGUUCAGCUUAAAAAGAGGGCACAAGUUAGACAGAAGAUAACAAACAAGGAGUGAUCUAUUUGUCUCUAGGUUGCAUCUCUCUUGCAUCCUUGUUACAAUGUGCAUUCUACAUCUCAUCAUCCUAAACCAAAUCACCCAAUGGACUGAUUUUAUUCGAUAUUGGGAAAAGUCCACUGCCUUAAGAAUGACAUAGCCAAACAGUCAUUUCUCCUUUGAAAGCGUGACACUUUGUUGAUGACAACAAUUGUAUGCUGUUACUGCAUGGACUAUGGAUUUAUAAAAUAAGGACAGAUGAAAACACCAAGCAGACAAGACUGCGCACAUUACAGUCAUUGUUUACAUGAUUAUGCACAAGCGCUUCACUGUUUUGAACAAGAGUACCUUGCAGCAUGUCAUCGAAUACAGUAAACCCUUUUAAUAUGUGCUCCACAGGAGUGCAUGAAUAGAAUGUAGUAAAUGCAUUAUGGUAACAUGCUGUUAAAUGGAUUAUAAAAACAAAUGCACAGCUAACUCGGGAUGAGAGGUUUAACUUUUGCUUGAUUGCUUUCGGGGAUACGUUCACUUUCGCAGGAUGUAGUGCCCAAUGCGAUUCCUCGAUGGAGCGAUACACAUUCCACUUUGACUAAUCAGCUAUGCCAAGUAGAUAUUCUCGAAAAUGAUUGGUAGACAACACAACCCCAGUUUUUAAAGAAUAAUCUACCAGUCAAUACCAAGUCAGUGUCUCUUGUUGGUACUUUUAAACACAGCAGAGACCAACCUUCAGCGAUGGUAUAUAACUGGAAAAAAAGAAAAGAAAAGAAAAAGUAUCCAAGAAGGCUGUAUUAAUGGGGUUCUGCUGUGCCUGUUUUAUACACUGACAAAGGGAAGGACAUUUCACCAUUCCUUGCUCCCUAUUUCAUUUUUGUUUCGAAGGAAGGAAUGGAUUGUUAAAAACAGAAUAUUUAUUAAAAAUUGCUGAAAACUCUU
Messenger RNA from Dermacentor andersoni, 4663 nucleotides. It is a transcript of the gene Tdh, whose product is annotated as L-threonine dehydrogenase. Gene Ontology annotation, biological process: L-threonine catabolic process. NCBI's taxonomy places the organism in Eukaryota, Metazoa, Arthropoda, Arachnida, Ixodida, Ixodidae. The record is from RefSeq and is a predicted model, not a curated record. Gene Ontology annotation, molecular function: L-threonine 3-dehydrogenase activity.